AUGGGUGUCAGUUUCGAAUUUCCUGACCCACUGCAGCCCGGUGAUUGCAUUACAGUUGUUGGCACAGUUGGACCGAAAAGGUACGUGCAUUAGUUUACUCGGUAUUAUUCUCUUGCAAUUUUGAACAUUUGCGCAUUUAUUGAUAAUUGAAUAAAUUGAAGAGACUAAUUGAGAACGAUGCGUUAAACGUACUGGCUUCUGUUUUUAACGCAAUAAGAAUAAUAAUAUUGAAGUUUGCUGAAGAUUAAGACAAUUGGGUACCUGAAACCCAGAAAAGUUAGUGGUAAUCCACAAUGGACUCGAACACUGUCUUUUUGCAAUAUGCGUUCGGAAAUACAAACAUCGUGGUGAAUCAGGCAAACGAAACCCUCGCUGGUUGGAUUCAAAGGAACAAAGUUAAAAACGAACUAAACCAGAAAAAAAGUGUUAUUUCUUUUGCUUUCUGGGAGAUUUAUUUUGUACAGUAUAUUGCGUUCUACGUAUGAAAGAUGAAUAACUAUUUGCCAAAACACCAAAUUAUGCUUUAAGCACUUCAAAUGACUACUUUCUGGUUUAUGCAGUCGCAGCAAAUACAGUUGCCCAGAGUACAAUAAGGUCUGAUUGACUGAAACGAAACAUAAACAAAGAAAGACUAAAAGCCAUCUGCAUUUAAAGCAAACCGAUCGAAAGACAAAGUGUGUCAAAUCGGAGCAACCACUUCACGUGAAUUUUACUUCAAAUACUCCUUCAAAGCCUGUUUUAAUAGUUCCGCCUGUUCACUCUUCGAUAGUCUUCGAAAUUUCUUUGGACGAACGAGCCCAUAGCAUCAUGAUCUCUUCGCCCAUAGGUCUCUCGUGUGACCGAAAUCCAUGAACGUCGAAAAUGAACUCGACUAUUCUCAGUAGGCUUCACUGUGAGUAAAACUAAAAUAGCAGUGUAUAAUUAAAGCCGACUAACACUCACCCCGAUAUGAACUUUUAGGUAGGUUAAGUCUGGCUUUACAUGCAUGCAAAGUGAUAAUUAAGUACUAUUUCAACAAAAAUAAUUUCAGAAGUUUUAUUAAACUUGUCAAGGAACGACUUGAUCCAGGCAUAGUUCCAGAUAUUUCGGUUCGUUAUUUAUGAUGUGAUAGUUUAAAUUAUUUUAUUUGUAUUACGUCCAGUUAAAAAUAAAUACUGAACGCACUUAAAUAUUCCUCCUAACUAUGUUAUAUUUCUGAAGUUUUGAGGCUUAUGUUGGGCUAUUCAUGUGCACUGCUCCGUCCAGUACGUACGGAGGGCAGGUGUUUGUGACUCACGACGAUAUUUGUUAAGGCAGUGGAUUUUCCACCGGCUUGUUAUGUUCAGACACGGAUGCAUAAUUUAAGAUGAACACUUGAGUUUGAAACUUCUCGAAAUCCAGAUUUGUCGAUAGCCAACAAAAUGUCCCAAUUCGGAUGCUCAUUUUUAAAAUGUACUACUUACUUCAGUAUAAAAUACUGACUUCCUUGUUAUCUCCCUCUUUCAUGAAUGAUUGUGCUAAUAUGAAUAUCGUAAAAAUGACUUUUAUGGGUAAAUUGGUCCACAGACACUUUAAAUAAUAACACGAAUCGAAAUAUCGUGCAAGGAUUAUUACAUCCAAACAUUCGAGCAUAGGCUUCCUCUUUAUCUGUAUCGUAUGCCCAUUUGGAGUUUUCUGUAAAUUCUAGUGCAUGCCUGCUCAGUUUGGUCAAAGUUUCUAUGAACACUAGCUCCCAUUAACAUUUCUGAUUAAGGUGCUAUACCUGGAGGGAAUGCUCUUAUCUAUAAGCUUAUUUUCUUUAGUCUACAAACCCCGGUAUUCCCACAGAACAUCGAAGAGGGGAAGAUUACCAUCACAGUAGCAUGUGCCUAUUCCUCUUCGAGAAUUUUUUGGAUUUAAGCGCAGAUCAAAACCCUGGGGCCUCUUUCUGACUUAAGGAGGUUUGUCGUAGAGGGCAGGACCAGUGGGGGUUCGGAGUGCACUCUGCUAGCAGAACGCCCUCGCAGCUGUCAGCCACGAAGCGCAGGUGGCGAUGAUGAAUAAAUGCCAUAAGGAGAACUGCAAACUGAAGGUCCGCACCGCGUCCAUUGGCCAUAGCGUAACACCACUGUGCACGUUUAUUGGGAGGAUAAAAGUGCCUCAACUCAACUUGUGCGUCAAGUUCCACUGCCAAAGGAGACGGAGGAGAAAUUCAAGACCCCAGAAAUGACUCUAAGCCGUUAACACCGAAAAGGUUCUGGAUUAGUAGCCUUUUAAAGACAUUAAUCUUGGUUAUUGGGAGGGUUUCAGUUUAAAUGUAGCGGUGUCUUGCUUCAAAUGUCGAAUUGUAUUCACUGAUUAUAUCAACAGGGUUAAUUUAGUUCUCAGAGGGUAGCUUAGUUCUUUAUAAAUAAUGAAUUCUUAGGAAGUCAGUCGGCAUUGCCGAGCCCUGAAAACGACAAAAAGUUUCAUGUACCGACAGGAGAAAUCAAUAAUAGCAAGAAAAUCCGGGAACUUUGUUUAAAGCUGCCUCGAGAAACCCAUGAAAUUAUUACAGGAGGGGUAGAUUACGCACACGUCAGUACCAAUCACGCACUAGCGAACAGAAGAAAAACAAGUUGACUGAUUUCGAACAAGGUGGCAGGGGUUAUAGAAAGUCGGCAAAAAGGGCGUAGUGUGAUCGGGCGGGUGUUGUGAGUGGGAGAUAAUCAUAUAUGAAAGAAGAUUGACACAGUACCUCUGAAAGCGCAUGUUUUGUUCCCACUGGAAGUGUUGUUCGGAGCAAUGGGUUGGUGGAGAGGAUAUGAAUGAGUCCAGAGUAUGGGCCAUCUUAGUAUCCACGUAUCGUCACUAAUCUGGCCCUGCUAAAGUUAUUCCUUUUGCAAGCUAUAUAAAGAUUCCUAGGACACAGGGCAUCUCCCAUGACGACAGUUUCAGUAAAUAAAUAUUCUGUUGACACAGAUAGGACUCCGAAACGGAUGGCUGUUCGGUUUUUCAGUAAAAAAAAGCUCCAUAAAAUCGUUCCGUACCGAAUUUUGUGCUUUAAAAGUGUGAUAGGCAUCUUCUUACACGCCAAAUCAGGCAGACUCAGGAAACGUUACCUCAUGCAGACAGUCACUUUAAAUUUUUAAGUUCGAGGAGCUUUCGAUAAGGACGUAGGUCUACCUUCUUUCAGGUCACUUGGCGGUGAGAUUCAUUGAUCUGGCCUGAUUGCAAGACAGAAAACGAGUACUAUGUUCUGGCAGGGACUUCCGCCGGACGUAGUACAACAAUGAGCAAACAGUAAUUAAAAAAUUUUACUGGCAGACACAGGAAGUGGCUGGAUGAACCAUUUUUUGGCUCGGACGCUGUCGUAAGCAGCCCGAUUUUUUACCCCAGACUAGGAAGAGAUGAGGUUCAAAUACGGGUGCCGUUCCCUUUUAAACUGUUUGAGCCCAAACUCGAAAUGGCAAGCUCUGUCGGAGCGAAGGAUAGUUUAUAACAAGGAACUUCUAUCUUUACAACAUAACUACCGAAUGAAUGAGAAAAGUAUUUUCGCCAUAAGUAGCUCAAAAGUAUAGAAGAUGAUACAUAUUUCAAAAACUUGUAUGCAAACAGUCGGAAUACCUAGUAAAAGAAUGUCCACUUUUAGCUUGUAGUGUUCCUAAAAUUUUGUUUUCGUUCCUUCUGGCUGUCUUAGAAAUUAUUUGUUUGGCAUUUAGGCUGAGGUAAACGGUGCCACGCCCCAAAAUAUCUGAAUUCCCGGAAUGUCCUUUAAUUUUGUGACCUCAAAGGGGUUGAACCCCAUUGCAUUUAUUAGCACCAUUUGGUUGUGGAUUUUUUCAAUUUCCUAUUUCACACUGGCUGAAUAACUUACAAUUUCUCCAUUCAUUUAAAUUAAUUCCGCACCCACCUAGCAGGGAGGACAUUUUGUCAAUUAAAUUUUAGACUGUUCAUGGUGAAUGAACGAUUUCCAAGUGAGGUGACCGAAGAGGGGAAGGUCAUCAUUAUGAUAACAUGUGCUUACUCCUCUUCAAGUAUUUUUGGAUUUAAACACUUUGAGUGAGAUGUUUCAAUCACAUGAACCGUUGGCAAAAUUUACUUCAGAGAGGCAUCCAGAAUUUGAAUGCCAUGGGUUUCAUUGCCUAAGCAAAGAAUGACGUAUCGCUAGCAAAGCGGCGUUACUUGGCCUGACUCACCAGCCAGCGUUCUGUCCAUAGGUGAUGGUCCUCCUGCGCAACUUGACAGUCCUGCCAUCAUAAAAGUGGAAUCAAAACAUGUGGUUGAUGGCGACCAGUGGUUUUGCACUUUUUUGUUCUUUGAAAGUACGUACUACCCUGCCAAAGGCACUUGCUGUACUUUUGACCGAACAGCUCUGGAUAAAGAGCCUUUGUCUAAGUAGAUAGCAGAAGCUUUGGCUCCCUUCAAAAAAUACCAGUAGAUUACUAUGCCUGGCCUGAAAGUACAUGCUACUGACUGCCGGUUGUGCAGUUACAAACCACAUCCUAUUUUGGGCAAACAAUCAGUUUCAAACACAAACCUUUACGGUAAAAUUCAAGUCCGGUACUGGGAAGCGUCUUAAAGAACUUCAUGUAGCCCCUUAUUUGCUCAAAAUCUUUGUUUUCUUAUAUCUUUGGCAACAACACGAGGAAAGUGGUUCGUCGGAAAACCCGAAGCCAAACUAAAGCUACAUCUGUCAUCUGAUAGAUAGGAUUGUUUAUCUUCCAGUGCCGAUGGGAUCUGAAAGUUCUUGUCGAUGCUCUGACUGACUUCUGUAAGAAUUUCAUAUUAUUUUUUUUUAUCUGUUCUAAGCAUAUAUCGGAGUUUACGAGGGCGUAAGUGUUUCCUCCUGCGCCGUAGCAAGAAAUUACGAUUUUAAACCUUGCUUACAGAGUUAACCUGAUUUCAGAAAGUGGCCUUUAACGCGCACGUACGUACUAAUUGCAUGGAAUCGUCCUCUUCUUCUCGAGGAAGUUUCUAGUUGAAAGUUGCAAAAUUUGAAGAGGAAGAAGACUGCAGGUUUAAACUUCAAGGGAAAUAAAUUUUCCUGCAGAGGGUGACGGUAUUUCCUAACGUGCAAAUUUGCGUGUUUUAUCAGUAAGCACAUGCAUAUUUCCGUAGCGUUGGUGGACAUCAACCGGAAAAAAAACGGAAAAAGUGCUGACGGUUCUCACGGUAUUUAGUGGUGGUUCUAUAAACUCCGCGCUGCUCUAGAUGUUGUAGAAGAACAAUAAAUUCACCAGAUGCUGGUCAUGUGCAAAAUGUGCCGGAGAAGCUUUCAUUGUGAGCAUACAUCCUUCAGCAUCAGAGAUUUCCCAGGAUUUUCAGAAGCAAACUGAUAGUGGCAAGUGAAAUUUAGCGGCCACUACUGUUUUGCCAUAAUCCAUUUUAUAGCAUGUUUGGAAGCUGAGCAAAAAACCUACUUUUGGAUAAUCGCAUAGUUCAGGCCAAAGUAUCUGUCAGAAUCAAUCACUUGCUGAUCAGGGAUAUGUGGCCAACUUUCUUACGCUUUAUAUCACUGAGUUUGACCCACUUUUCUCCUUGUCAAUGUGAGAAGUGUGAGCUCAACAGGGGCACAGAAUAUCCAAAAAAUAUCAACAGGUAGGAAUGACUGAAUAGCGAGUGCGUUUGGAAAAACUUGUCAGAACCGCAGUUCCAGUCAAAGUGUCCGUCUAAUAAGAGAUCAGCACCAUAAUUGCGUCUGCCAAUAUUUAUACCUUAAAACUGUUCGACUAACAAAUAACUUUUGGGAAUGCUGGCUACGGACUUGUGAGAUACACAAAUCUAGAAAACCUGUACGCUAGGAUGAGAUCAGACCGGCGAUCUCGACUUCACUCUGGGGGCUCCGCACAGUGAGCCCGCCUGUCGGCUGUGCGAAUAACCGUUAUUUUAUUUUUGAAACCCACUAUACGGGUCUUUUGUUCAGUCUGAUUGAUGUACCAGUGCGGUUAUGCUGGCCAACCUUUUGUAUGCAGGAGAUAAACAGCUAUACUUAAUAAUAUGUCUAUAGUAUAAAAAAGAGUUCCCGACCUUUAGAGAAUGCCGAUUUUUCGAAGUUUUCGCAUGUGGUAUUCUUAAUUCACCAGCUCUUUCGGCAUGCGUACCGUCCUCUUCGUCAUAUGUCACUGUGGCGAUAAGGGUUGGGAAAUCAAAGACAGGGACAUGUGGUUGAAAAUGUAUAUAGUUGGGUGUCAAUAGACGGUGCAUGCAUUGCAAACUCUCGCAGUUCUCUCGUUGAAAAAUAUAUGUUAACUGCCUAUGCUUGAUAUUACUGAAACACUAAAUAUUUAUCAGUAUUCUCACAUGUUUAAUAUCCUGAGGCCGUGCUACAGUGUUGAAUGGCGCUAGACAAUAUUUUCUGUUAAUUCGCAUAGAUUGCCUGUUGGCUUUGUGCUAGAGAAUUUUCCGUCUUUUCUUAGGACCCUAUUGGCUGGAAAAUCAUUGUAAACAUCGAAAGAGAUAACCAUGAUGAUGAUGAUGAUGAUGAUGAUGAUGAUGAACGGGAAUUCUGAUCUCCAGAAACAUAUGGGCACUUACCAAACGUUUCGGUCUUCCAUCCGACUUCAGUAUCAGGAUAAACAAUAUAAACUUGAAUUACUCAGUAAAGGAACUGUCGUCCGAGUUUUUUGUCUUACGGCUGUCUUCAUAACAGUUAGUUACGUAUCACCAGAUUUACUAGUAGACGGUCUACUUGACGACUAAUAGACUACUCUCCUGAAUACCUUGGCUUCUGCAGCCCACGGAACAUCUCGCUGAUUUCUCGCUCUCUCCUAGUUAUCCGAUUUUUUAUGACCAGCGAAUCCGAUGGUUCAUCACCAUUAUUCACAUAUGUUUUACAUUACCAGCUCGUGACCCGUUUGCCGCUUAUAGUUGAAUGAGCAAUAACUACGCUCAGCGAAGUCCACGGCUACUGACUACCAGUCUACGUUUUCAUUUUUCUGACUUGACAAUCGUUUCUGACGUAGGAUAGUUAGGAAAUGCCCACGAUCGAAUCAGAUACAAUUUAUUUUGUUGUUUCAACGACAGUUUUUACGUGAGUCAAGGCUUGCCAUGACUUUAUACUUUGCGCUCCUUGCUUCACGACAACUCUAAAAGCAUAAGGAAAAAAGUUCCUGAAGUACCCGUCUUGCUUGAAGUGAACAUUGAUACAGCGGGUUCCUCCAAAUUCUGCUUAUGGCACCCUGUGGAGCAUUUCAGCGCCAGGGCCGAAGAUCUGGGCAACAGUCCCGGAAUAGGUAGAUAGGGAGUUUGGCAAUUUCAAAUCUUCUGACUGGAACGCGUGUUUGGCCUUUCAGCCGAAUACACCGUCUGUCCUGGUCAUCCAGUCUUGUUCUGCCUUUGGUCUGUAUAUAUUAGUGACCAUUUCCCUAAAGGCUUAACAAGUGCCCACAUCAACAGUGCGUUCUAAUGUUACGACAAUGCCAUUCUUUUCAACUUAAGGGGAUCAAUGAGUGUUCGAUAGAAAUGUAGACUAUUUAAGAGUUUGUUGCUAAACACAAUCUACAUUCCUUUGCAUUUAACUAUUAGUGUUCCUUCAAUUUUAUACGUUUCGUGGAAAUUAUUCAAAACUUAAUGAUAAGGUCAGUUUAACAGUUUUGUAAAGUUACUUGGAUGUGAUACUAGUCUAUAUCGUAUUGGUUUGCAUAACCUACGUAUGGAUUUGUGCCUCGGGAGAAAAUGUUCAAAGGAAGAUUUCUUGAAAGGUAAAUACAAAUGCAGAGAGUUAGUCCAAGAAGCUUCUUGUAUACGAUCUUACUCUCGCCCAUUUAACUGCAACUAUUUCCAUGGGCCUUGGAGUGAAUGACUCGUUUUAGCGAACCGAUGUGUUCAUCGAAUACUCUAUACCAGUCAAAUAUUUCAAAGGAAUCGUUUAAAUACAUCGAAUCCUAGAUGAAGGGCUGAACCAAUGGUCACUCUAAGAUUAAAGUCCCACCAAGAUCACUCAACGCUUGUUAGGUUCCGGAAUGUCACAUACCCAACGAUUUUCUUAGAGGCUGUUAGCUUCCCUCCGCACUAUUUAAAAACACCCAUUCAGAAGAAUUCGGGGACCUAAAUUGAGUCUCAAGGCGUAACAGGACAGGCAUGCCCCAUAACCUGAUCGGCGAACUCCAUUGGCACAAUUAUGUACGAUCCUGAUCGCAAUAAGGCGGACGACAGGUCCGUGACUGAAUGGCUAAACUUUGAAUCACUUAACCCUCAAUGAUUAAAGAACCAGGAUCCAAACCCGGGUCAUUCAAACAUGUAACUGGGUAUCUCUGACUGACGGCGACUAAAAAGCUAUAAGUGACCAUCCCGACCUCCAAUAUCCGUUAUUUGCAUGCAAUAUUAAUAGCUACGUGACAGUCUGCGAGAGCUCUAGAUUAACCGCCAAGGCACAACGAAUUGGGCAUGUCUGACAACCUGACCGGUGAACGUCCCUUCCAUAACAAGCAUAUUUAUCCGUUGUUCGUAAAUAAUUCCUCCCAGGCCAUCCUAACAGACCUUUUUUGCCUUCCUGGUGCGUGUGCGGUCGACUUACUGGAGCCUUAUCAAACCAGGAUGUUUCACGCACCAUGAAAAAGAGUUUAAUUCUGGGUUUUGUGCAGAAUAAUUCAUUGUCAUGUCUCUCAUGUCUCUGAUAUAUGCUUUUUAUAUAUUUUCGUAAACCUAACGACAUUUGAUUUUUAAGAACUAUGUCUCCCGGAAAGUCUUGAAAAACUGGAAAUAGUUACUUAUAAAAAAAGGUUAUUUUAGGGUGUUCAGUCUGUCAUCUGGAAUGAUUACGCAACUCUUAAAGUCCAUUUUUAAAGCCCAAGAAUAAAUAAAAAACCACUCAGAUAUGAGUUUUCUGAACUCCCUUAGAUAAUUUAGUAGGCCUUGUCAAAAAUACAUCCAAUGAUCAGGUUUGCAAAAGUUAGACUUUUUGGAAACUGCAGCUCGCUCUCUCAUACUUCCGUCAUACGGGGCGCAUUGCUCGACGAAGAGCAUUUUAAUAAUUUCUUAGUGGACAGUCAAGAUCAUCCCCGCGCGGACCAAUUUAUGCAAUGACAUUUAAAGGCCAAUAUUACCCCUUUAGUCAGUAUUGCAUGAGAGGCCGGAACCUCAGACCAUAAUGCAAACAACUGUAAAUAUUCAGAAGGUCAGACAUUUAGUGGUAUUCACUGCCCCAUUACCGUCGCCUCUGAUGCGAAAAAGCCUGCUAACUACUGACCAACUGUUGGCUGGGUUUGGUUGUUGCAGAUUAUUAAGCGCACGUUCUUUUUCGUGCACCUAUGCCCACCAGCAGAAAAACAGGAUAUAUCCACAGCUGUCUCUCUCCCUGUGUUGAAGACCAAAUCACAGGACAGCCGCGAAGUCCCAUGAGGCACAGCCCUUCUUUUAGGGGUUUAUGGGAAUUUUGCCACGCCCCUAUGGCAAAUAAGAAGCCGACAGGAAGGCGUCUGUUGCUGGCAGACGUGGCAGUAAACAAUGCGUGCAUUAAUAAGAGUACCAGAAAUCAAUGUGUCGAGUAUGCCAGUGUAGCUAAAACGUACUGCUGAAGGCAAAACCAGGAAUGUAUCACUAACUCUUUAGGCCGCAAGGAAGGAAUGAGACGAUAGUCCAUAGGUGAUAACUGUGAAAGUCAGUGCAAGAAAAUGGUGGGUUAAGGGGGCAGUUAAUCCAGUUUAUUGGUUAUGCUGCACAAUCUUUUGCUGUCUACGACCUUGUGCUCGGUACUCUCGGACAUACACCCGAGAUACAUUGGCAAGUAUAUUAUAACCCCUGUCUCGACCUUGGACUUUCUGGUGGGGCCUGGUGGGCGUCCCCUCCACCUCAUUUAAUCAUGUUUGCAUACGAUGGAAGAUCUAUUUCAUCCUGCGUAGCAUUACCGGACCCAGUUGUUCCAGAUUUCUUAAAAUUUCGCUGGCAACCACUUUAUUGGGCCUGACUGGUAGGAAGCCAUAAUGCGUGGUAGUGCAUCUAUUCUGAUCGAAAUUGCAGGUUUAAGGUUUACUAGGGAUUCGACGCCUCGUAGUAUCGAUAACACCUGUUGCAAACCGACUUUAAAAUGCUACCAAUCACUCACGAGAUGUGCCCACUGUCGAGUCAGCUCCGUCAGCUGGCGGAGGAAAAUUAUAAUGAAUUCGCCCAUUGUGACUAGACUUCCUAAUUUCUAUCGAAAAGGCGGCUGAAAGGUGCCAAGUGUCCCACAGAGGGGCCAGUCUGGAAAAAUGCAGGGUGAAAUAUGAUACCAGUCCACAUUUUUCAUUUUGCAAUAGGCUUCCUGUGGAACUUCACUGACUGAGGAGCACGGAACAGCGUGGUACAUAUUUGAAGAACUGAAAAAUUUCUCGUCGGCAGUUUUUCUUUACUGCCCGCAGAUGAAGUUUUUCAAGCAUUAGGCGAGAUAGGAUGAAGUCUUUAAGGUUGAACUCAUCCUUGCUCUUAAUCUAUUUAACUUUCUUUAAGGAUGCAUAAAGGAUUCAGUUUUUGCUUUUGCAGGCAAAAUAGCAAAAACUUAUCUCUGAAGGCAAGUGCCUAAUUAGUACACAUUUAAACAGAUGACAGAGCAUCCCAUUUACAGAAACCUAAUAACGUAGUUACUUGUGUCGGGUGUUAACUGCGACUCGCGACUGUGCUGAUUGCAAUUCAAGUCUUUUUGUUUAAUUGCAGAUUUUCAAUGAAAUUCACUUCGAAUUUCGUUGCAUUUGAUCCUGAUCAGUUGCUUGGUGCGAGAGAUGCAGUUAUAGACAAACUUCCUGUGGGUGACACUGUACCACUUCAUGUCAUUUUCAAUACAACCGGUGAGUGGGAGGUGAUUGGGUCCACUCCUGAAACAAGUUCCAAUGCAUCUGGAUUCAAUGCUGUCAGGAAUGGAUUCAAACCAAAGGAAACUUUUGUCUGCAAGGUGUUUGUCAGAAAAGAAAACUUCGAGGUUAGUGCUGUGAUCUAUCUGCUAGGCUUUUGUUUACAUUGAGCCUUAGUCCCUUACUGGCACCCCAUCCACCCGUUCCUUGUGGGGUAUCGUGGGGAUUGCCAGAUUUUCUGGAGUUGGAAGGGCCUAUUCGUGCCCGAUUAUCCUCUAGAUAAAUUAAAGAUAUUUUCUUUUUCAUUUGUCUCGUGGAUGCGUUGGGCACAAAGUAGUUCAUCCCAGAACGUAGUGUACAAAGUGAAACAAACAUCAACAACUUAAGCUGCACCUGCAGAAAGAUCGACGUUUUAGUGUACCUCGAGGAGCAACUAACCACACCUGGGAGGCGAAUACCCAACGAUCGCCUUAUUGACAGUAUUGCGCGACUUUGCACUAGAAAGAUUUCUAUUACAGGACGACCACUGAGGAAGUUCAUGUGUAUGCUACUCGAGUCUGACGACGACACGGGAAACCAACGUUGAAAAUCUAUUAAUAAAGUUCUCACUUUUCCCAAAGAACCCACUAUCUCCUAAUUAUAUUUCCUGGGAUUCCUGCCCUUCAAUUUUUAUUUUCGGACCUUACAAAUCCGAAACGAUCCAUUAAUAAGUCAUUGGAAGAUUUUUACUUCAUCAGGCAGUCAGUAUGUCGCGUAAUUUAAGUAUUUUGAUACGAUAAGGGAACUUACAAAGAACUGGGAACUCCCAUAACAAUGCAAUGUCCGAUGCGAAGCUGAGUCAAAGCACCUCACUAUUCUAAUCUGACUGACUACCGCAGGUUUGAAGAGCCAGUCUGAUAAAGGUAGAAGAUCAGUAAUGUGUCAGAGUCCGGCGCAAUCGAUAAUGUAAACAGCUUGUGUAGUGCAGAAAAUGAGCUACGUUAAAGGUAAAGAAAGCAGCUGAAAAAUAAUUUCUUUGAGACUAAGUCGAAACCCGUUGUUCUCUCUCUCUCUCUCUCUGGGAUACCAUGGCAAGUCCUGUAUAGAAGUACAACCACUAAUUUGCGACAUUAAAUCAGCUGUCUGACAACAGCACCUCAGGCUUACUUCGAAUUCCUACCAACUGUGUGAAAUAAUGUUAUCCAGUUCCCCGAAAAAUUCUUGAAACACCUUACCUUUCCUGCAUCUCCAUCUGCAUAAAACACUUUUUCCAACUCGAUAUUACCCAUUCAUGGUGGUAGAGAACUGCUAACUUGUCUAUUCGUUUCUUUACUCAUAAAGUAAAGAUAUGUGUGCAGAUUGUAGUCAAUGGAGGAUCAGACAUUUCUAGUCUCACUGCGUCUUUAUAAACUCUGGCAUUUUGAAAAGGUACCCCACGCAGGUGAAGCGACUUACUUUAAAUAUGGCAGAGCGAAGCGCCUAGUUUACGGCUGCCAAAGCCUCCAUUGCUUAGGCGCUUCCUGUCACUAAAAGAAAUUACUGGUCUGACUUUAGGCAUACAAGCUAACAUUUAAGAACGUCCCUCCAUUGGGAGGUUGUAUUGUCCUACGCUCAAUGAGGCGCAGGCUAAAACACUAUAUUCCCAACCUUGCUAUCAGAAUCCCACUAUACGUUUCUGUGACCGAAAGUCCAUUCAGCCCACCGGGCGCAGUCUCAUAGGAAGCUAGUCCGUGCAGGGAACAGAAGAAUCAGACUGAUGCAAAUAAAGGGAUUGUGAGUCAGAUGUUAUCGCCAAAAUUCCUAUUACUCGGUAGGACCUUGGUUUACUUGGCACUGCACAAAAAUAAGCAUCUGUCAAGGUCAUGCUGUGUGCUAAGAAGAAGGCAAACAGGAAUACUAGGCAAUUAAAUCUUAACAUAAUCGACGUCAUUAUCUGCUGGAGCGUGCGUGCCACUAGUAGACGACCCGUUCGACCUUACCGAAUACUGCACCCCAUUCGAUCAUCAGCCCCUUUGACAUGUUCUGAAAGUCGACUGGUGCAUAAGGGAGAGAAGAGCCACCAAGGCCGACGCUGGUGAGUUCACCCCCAUGACGUAUAAGCGCACAAUAUAAUAGGUGUGACGUGCCUUCCAUGAGUCAUGGCUUGGAAGAUUGCUAAUUUAUGGGACAACUUCCUCCCUAUGGUGAGUAUGGUGGAGUGACUAGAAAACUAGGAUUCAGGCUGCACUGACUCCCUCUCAACGUGAACUUGACUGCCUCCUCACCUACUGAUGUUUAAACGGCGGUAAAACGUGGUUUGGUAGCCCCACCUGAUGGACAUAGUACUGUUACGGUUGGGGUGAAGGGUUAGGGUUAAGGGCCAGGUGUAGGGGUUAUGGUUAGGGUUCAGGAUUAGGGGUUAGGUUUUAGGAUUAAGGGUUAUAGCUAGGGGUUAGGGUCAGGGGUUAGCUUAACUAUUUCUCAACCAUUCAAGGUAUAACCGCACACUCCCAAUAGCUUUUCUUUUGCAUACAACUGCUUAAUUUCGUCGCCUGCACGUUCCCCAGCGCCACCUGCAAAAACUCCUAUUUCCACCGAUCCCGUAUUAGAGGUGACUGGGGGUUGUUUACUUCAGGUGGGGCUACAAAACCAUAUCCGACCCAAACAGCCUUGCCGUAGCUCAAUACGUCUGGCGCGGUCAUCAGUUUUUGUGGGAUACAAGAAGACGAACCGUUUAGUCUUGUCGGUUACUACACUCGUGCCCAACUCUGGUCGUCUCGACACUGUCUUGUCCUCGGAGCGAUUUGAGUGAGGAAGAAAAAGGGUGCGGUUGGUUCUGCGCAAGUCCGCAUCAUUAGAAAUUAGUUCGCGCACAAGUCACUGAUGCUGUGCCCACUCUGUGCGACAUGCGGUGGACGUCGUCACCUGAAACGGUCGAAAUAUUACAUGACCUCUCAUAGGCGACAACGACUCUGCUUGAGGCAGCAUUCUAUAACGAGUGCCAGUUGAGUCAAGAACUUACUCCCCUAAAACAAAAUGAAAUGUAAUCAUUCAUAGAAAAUAGGAAGCCCGCAUUCUUUUCCAAACCAAAAAAUAUGCUAAGUACGAAAUCGAGAGAAGAGUUUACUGAAGCUCACUGUGACGGAGGCCACACUAGAUUAACCAAGAUGCUGUCAACAAUCGGAACUGUUACUCCGAGCAGCUAACGAGAAAUCGCCCGCCUCUUUAACUGAAAGUGCUUAUAAUCGACGAAUCUAUCUUUCCAUGCAAAUGCGUUUGCUCAACAAUAAAAGAUGAAAUUAAUCCAAAAAACUUCCCAUCAUCCAUAUUUUUCGCGCAAGGUCUAAAUAGACUCAUCUGUCACAAUCACCCAAAUACUUUAAAAGAGAAAAUAUUCGUAGGUGUUAUGGCAGAUUUCAAAUGAUUCACCUUGACUCAACUGUGAAAAACUCGGUGCCUCGGUGACAAUCGAACCCACGACAGAAAAAAAGGCUUUAGUACAGCCAACGCUCUAAACACUUGAGCUACGAGGCCCCGCCGGACGACGCGAGUUUAAUCACAUUUGGGUCAAGUUUACCCGCCCAACCUACUGCAACGUCUAGAAUCCACCAAAUCUGAUACAGUAAGUUGACUGCCCAAGCAUGAUUUCCUAAGUAAUUCACCUAGAAUCCACUAGAUGACUGCUAGGCUCAUGUAAUUCAUAGAUGUUAUGCCAGAUUUCAAAUAAUUCACUUCGACCCAACUGUGAAAAACUCGGUGAUUACAGUACCAGAUUUGGUAGUACCAGACGUUGCAGUAAGUUGGGCGGGUAAACUUGACCAAAUGUGAUUAAACUCGCGUCGUCCGAUGGGUUAGAGCGUUGGCUGUACUAAAGACUUUCCUUGCUGUCCUGGGUUCGAAUCCUACCGAGUUUUUUACACUUGUGUCAAAGAGAAAAUACCUACUUUUCAUAAAUGCUCUACCAGCUGUCGGUUUAUUUUUGACCAGCUUUAUAGAAAAGAUGAGGAUAAAAAUGGAAGAAUGCCAGAAUGACAGCAUAAUUUUUUAUAGUAUGUUUGAUUCCAUUCUUCUAACAAACGGAUAAGCAGUUUGUGACUGAUCAUUACCUGCGAACUUCGGACUUCCUGAGCAAAGAUUUUGGUAACACAAACGACGAAAAAUUGUACAGUCGGUCGGCUGUAGUGAGCAUGCAAAUACAAAAAAGCGCUUCUAUCUGACGGUUCACAUGUGUUUUUGGCAAUCCGAUGUAGUUUUGUUUGAGAUCCUGGUAGGUGAUCGGUCGAGUCCGCGUGUCGUAUACGGUGAAUUACUGUCUGCAUAAAUCCCUGUUAUUGCCGAGCGAAAUCCGGCAGCCGAUUAUGCCGGCACUAACUAGUUGCCGAAGGGAAUGCAUUUUAAGUGCAAUAUUUUAUUGAACAUGUAACGGACACUUUGCAAUGAACGAGCGCGUUGUCAAUCCUGAUUUCCCAGAAAAGUUCUCUCUACCGAAAUUUUUGAAACUUUUUCAAAAAUAAAUGUUUCAUCCGUCAGAUUGCUGAGCUUUUCCAAAUGUAUACGACCACGUCCUAAAUCAAUUCUUUGUUUCGACCUUUUACUAGUAUCUUUAUUGUAUCACAAGGCAGGAGUAUUGCGCGGUUAUGCCGCUGGAGUUGAUAGCACUUAAUUCAUGAGUUUGCGUACGUAUUUGUGUCAAACCUAGCGGGCAAGGUCGCUAAGUCAUGACCAGAAGUUUGAAUAUUAGUCCUGAAUGAAACGUUAAAAUUCACUUUCAAAAGAAUGUAUCCGAAUUAUUUGAAAGACACCUGAGGAAGCACCAAAUACUUGUGGCGCACAAGCCGACGACUACACUCCGUAAGCAGCUUGUACACCCGAAGGAUAGAGUUGACUAUUUAGAUAAGAAGGAAGUAGUCUAUAAGAUAGCACGCGACAUCUGUAAUACGGUUUACUAUGAUCAAACUGAGAAAUCGGACCCUACACGGAUAUACGAACAUCAACUGACCGUACAAAGGCGAGACCACUUGUCCUAAGUUGCCCUGGAUACGCUGGAAACUGGACACCAAGUCGCUUGGGACAAGACUUGCAUUGUAGGUAUCUGCUGGUCUAAGAAAGGCCGCGAAUUUUUAGAAGCCGUUCACUCUGGUAACUCAUACAUCAAUCGACACGUAGAAUUGGAUGCUGUGUACAACAACCUCAAAGAAAAGUGGAAAAGGCGUUGGCCAAUCAGAACAUUACGCCAACAGGAGUGACGGAGCAAAAUCGAUUUUUAGGCAUGUUUAAAUGUUAACUGUUUUGCACACUUACUUCACGACUGAGGACGACUCGGGGAACCAAAGUCGGAAAUUUACAAUUAAAUUUGAUUAUCUUUCCCAAAGAGGAGUAUGUAUCUAAGCUCCACGAUGACCGUCAAAGGGGGGCCUGUCGAAAAGUCCGAGCCCUCCCACUUGCCUAAUGCAGCAGCAAGAUAUGGGCGCGUACAGGGCAACAUGUCUUCACGUAAAAUGUGCGCUAAAAUGCAUUACAGUUUGGGAGAAACCCCCAACUAUGUUUUUGAAUGAAAAGAGCACUUAAACAGGACUGUGUAUAAGGCGCAUAAUAUCCAGACUUAUAAAAAUGGCAUGCUGACUUCCGGAUACUGGUCACUAGCAACGACUUCCCAAGGUUGAUGUUACGGCCAGCAUAUAAUUUUCAGCUGUGUUGACUGCACAUCUAACGUUGAAGUCUGACUCCUACAAAUUAGUACUUGAACUAUACAAAACUUCCGUGGCCCAAAUUUUCAAGGACAAUGGAACCCUGGGGAGGAUCGGGUUUGUAUGUCAACUGGCAGCAUUCCAAGUCGCUGAAAAAAGACGUGCUCACCGGAUCAAGGAGAGCUUGGUCGGCUCUCUAUUAUCGAAGCGUUUAGUGCAAAAAAAUCGACCAGAAUUUUGAAUAAACAGCCGAAUUAGUUGGUCUUGAGCUGGCGGAGUUUCUUCUUCUUUUGCUGCCUUGGCCCUCUGAACAUCGUUUGUGAAUGUUGGUGGCCUCCCGUGUUUUGUAUCGUCUCCUCAGUUGGGGUCAGUAACGGUUGUACCCAACAAACUCGGCCGUUUAUUCAAUAUUCUGGUCGAUUUUACACUAAACGUUUUGGUAAUGGAGAGCUGGCCAAGCUCUCCGAAACGUUAGCAAUACAAUUCCCUUGAUCCGGUGAGCAGUUCAUUUUUUUCAGCUUAUUAACCCGGAUCUCUUACGUUUUCUAACUCAAACAUUCCAAGUCACCAGCGGUAACGCAUAGCGACAGUUAUCGGUGCGCCAGACUAUCUGAAAAUACUUAUGUUGCAAAAUACCAUAAGGAAGGAUAUCUCAGAAACGGCAUUGAUUUUUCUCUCCUAUUCCAUGUGUCAGUAAACUUUUUCAGCUUUUAGACUGACGAUACUGGGUGGGGUAAUUGACAGGACCUAAGGUUUCCGCAUAACACGUGCUGUGCUUGUUUAUGACAAGUGUUUGGGUCUCAUGCAGACCAAGCUCAGCCCAAGGCAUACCAUGCGUCAGUGCUGCCCCCCUUUUUGGUCCAACACAACACCAGCACAGGUCCGUUCUGUUGUCAGCCUGAAAGAGCAGUGUGUAUGUGGGGAACAAAUGGUAGGGCUAACUAGCAAGUCAGCCACUGCACCUAAUCUGGUUUGCAGUCGGUCUGACCUUUAAAAAAUGAUGAGUGUGUAGGUGGUAAGAGUAGUGUUAGUGUUACCAUAAUCAAAUUUACGCAGAAGUCACCAGUGCAGUUCGUUGAGCCCGACGUUCGAAAUAUCGGUCUGAUGUUAAGAAACAGUUAAAUACCACUAAUUCCGGCAGAUUAUCGCAUAACGACCGUUCAUCGUAGAGCGUUUCUGGGACCCAACUGACAUCCUUCUGAGAAAUAUGAGCGGCUCACUGGGCCAUUGGAAUUGGGUGGCCGACGUUUCGAAGGGCUUGGCCGGCUCUCCAUUAUCAAAGCGUUCAUGCAAUAAAGUCGACCAGAAUUUUGAAAGAACGGCUAAAUUAGUGGCUUCGGGCCGAUCGAUGUUUUACUUCUUUCACUGUCUUGGCCUACUGGCAGUUAUCUGUGAAUGUAGGCGGUCCCCUGCGUUUUUUUUCGUCACCUCAAUAAUGGUCGGUUGCGCCUGUGCACCCCUUUGGGUGAAUUAGUCAACGGGCCGUUUUGCUCAGUAUUUUUAAGCUUCGUGUGACUAUCUUGUCCUUGUCAUGGAGCAUGUAGUGAGGUAGGACUCUAUAGGCCGCAGGAAGGUUUAGAUGCCAUUUGAUGGAGUUGGCAUCUGAGUGCCAGUCCUCAAGUAUGAUACAUUUAGUCUUUGGGGUGUCCCGGCUUACGAUGGUUGUUCCUUGAAAGUGAGUCGUAAGCUGUGAGUUCGAGUCUAGUCUACGAUUCGCCGGUUUUUGUUCGUGUAGGCCGGUCUGCGAUUUCCGUCCGGGUUCCCCAACGUAGUCGCAGCCUUCAUCGUUACAGCGUGGUUGAUAGACAACUGUUGGGGUUUCAAUGGGUGGCACUGUGCCUUUGGGUUGCAUCAAAAUGCGACGAAUUGUUGCCUGGGGUAGAUGGGUGAUGCCCACUCUUGCGCUUUUAACAAUCAUGAAACCACCUCGGAGACUCCUUUAAUUAAAGACCUCCCAGUUGCUCCCUUUGUGGCUAUCGCCUGUUCACAUGGUGCUUGCUAUGCUUGAUAAAUAACCUGUGUAUCCAUUGGCCCGAAAGAAGUCGUGAAUGUGUUGUCCUUCAGUUCUUUUAUAGGCUGGUGUGCUGCAGUGUGUUUCAACACUUUGGAAUAGAGUACGGACACAGCUGCGUUUGUGAGAGAGGGAAUAAUUGCUGUUGAAACGUAUUAUUUGUCUUGUGUUGUUGGCUUUCCUGUAAGCGGUAGUUUACAGUUGUCCAGUUGCACAUCGUCCCACAAGGACAUCCAGGAAGGGGAGUUUGUCGUUAGUUUCAGCUUCCAUUGUGAAUUGGAUAUUCGGGUCAACCGAGUUCAGUAAUUCUUUAGGAUACUUCACGCGUGCGUUGCAAUCAAUCGGGUUGUUUUACAUCGACGUCAUGUUUUAUGUCUUAAUCAAAACUCUUUUGCCAACAGCAAAAUUACUAAUCUCAGGUAACUUAAUCAAAGAGAAAGUGACGAUCACACUUGUAUAUUUAUUUCAUGUCUGAUUUUUUUCACAACUAUCCUGACUGUGCAUCAUCAGGGACUGGCUGAUGCGAUGUGCACUCCCGUGGUAUAAGGGCCAAGCAUGUGUGUGCUCGGUCCCUGUGUUGGAAAAGCUCUGUUUAGUGAAUGCUUGGUUGAGAUUUAAAUUUUGACCCCUUUUAUCAAAGGACUCUUUUUCGAAAGUAAUAAUUGUUAAUUGUUUUCCGUAGAGAUCACACAAACUUGUCCUGACUCUACUGGCACUCUUUUAUUUCCAGGUUCAUCUGAAUGGCACCUGCCUUUCUUUGUCUGACCAUAUGAUUCCAGUUGGCUGCAUUCAGGGCGUCGUCAUCGAGGGUGACUGUCUCAUCCAUAAUUUCUUAUUCGGUGAUGCGGCAGCUGUAGAGAAGUCGGCGCGAAGUGCCCUCGCCAGUGCGAAAGCAGCUUCUAAAAUUCAAAAUGGAGUCAGUCAAAUUAGACACAACCUCUCCGCGGCGGUUAUUGAGUGUCGCCUUAAACAUCGGGACUUACAGUCGUGUGAGAGUUUGGACUGUAGCUGUUCCUCCAUUUUCGAACGAGAAUCCGAUCUAAGCGAUGGCGCCCGAGAGACACUGGUUGAUAGCAACCCCAACGAGAACGUGCUCAUCAGACGUCCGACAUUUCAGCCCCCAUCCCAUCACCACCACCACUCUAUUGCCGACUUGCCCAGUCUUCACCGGACAGGAUCUUACCAACUCGUCUUUGAUGUUGAAGAUUCUGACGAGGAAAAAGAUGUUUCCAAGGACCGCUCCUAUGGUCCGUCACUAUCUGUCCCCGCUAAGUUCGGUCAGCCUGUCUUCCGAGCCGCCAGCUGUUCAGAAUUCCUUAACUCUGCUACGGAUGUACAACCAUUGCGGAUUGCUACAGAUGGGUCGACUAACGUCGCUCCCUCCAUUCCUCCUUCUCAGCCUAUUCAAAGUGGGGUUCAGUUCGGCUCUCCUCCACUUUCUGCUCUUCCCAAAAUUUCCUUGAACUCUAAACCUCUCUUUCCAUUAGACGGCGAGAGUGGAUCCAUCCACACCAGCAAUACCUCUCCCCAUAACUCAACAGAUCCUCAAGGAGACUGUUCAACUGUUGCUGAAGUUUCGGUCGCAAAGACCACAAGACCCGCCAGUCUCUAUACCCGUCUUCCAGUCCCCGAACGUGGCUUUAACUCUAAGGUCGCUAUCAUGCGCCGCCAGCAUACCCCAGUCCGCACUAAUGGACUAUCCAUUCCACCAACGAACAACUCGAUCCACCGGUUUGGCCGACCUAUUCGCCCUGUCUCCUUUCACGAGGGCAUGAUGGAGACUGUGGUGGGCCAGAGAUCAAAUCCGGCGUCAUUAACUGGCUCCACCUCCGCUUCUUCGCGUGCUAAACAAUUUUUUCCCACAUCUCCUCUUCCAUAUGAGACGCAGAUCAAUCACUUGCGACACACUAAGGCAUCGGCAGAGGCGACUGAAACACAGAAUGGCAUGACUGUGGAGAGCAAUAUGAAUGCAGUUAAGGACGGCAUCUUGCCUGGCCGUCCAUGCUCUCGGGAGGUUGGACAUCCCUCAAACGCUGUCAAAGGCAACAGUGGUACGAACCAGAUCAGAAAGGCUACCAAGGAGCGACCGAGGGUGAAAGAAAAUGGUGUGUCCCACAACGCCAGUGCUCUCGUUCGGCGGCCUAAGCAAACAGCCAUUAAUGAGUACGGGUCCACAGGUACUUCGGCAAUGACGUCACUCUCAAAGUCGACAGCCCUUCGACGGUGGUCUGCCUCUGACAUGCCGCACUCGAGCAGAAAGCCAGUCCAGCAGGUCUCCGCCGACCCAUCAAAGGACGAAAGCAAUCCUGCGGAAAGUAAUAUAACGUCCAUCCGUCCAUCGAAAAUAAGCAGCCAGAAAAUUAGUCUAUCGAACCAUGACAGUCCAAAACUGGCGACUUGA
Messenger RNA from Spirometra erinaceieuropaei, 20760 nucleotides. The record is from the annotation of a GenBank genome assembly. Lineage: Eukaryota; Metazoa; Platyhelminthes; Cestoda; Diphyllobothriidea; Diphyllobothriidae.